AAAUUGUAUUCUUCGGCCCUGGUUAUCAGCCAAAAGAAAAAUAAAAGAGUUUUGCACAACUUUAAACAAAUAUUUAAAAAACAAAGGACCUAAAGACUUGUUAAACCCUAAAAACAAUCUAUAAAAUGGCCGCACUGGCCAGCUUGACCGCCCAGUACACAGACUCCGAGAAUGAAGGCGACGCAAGUCCGGAUUCGCAGAAUUCCACGGCGUCCCAGGUAAUCAUUCCUCCCAAACGUCCCUCGCCAACGCCCACCAAACAGGAUGGGGAAACGAAACGAUCCAAGGAGAAGAAAAAGAAGAGGGCCAAGAAAGUUCGAAGAUUGGUGAGCUACCAGGAUGACACCUUGAUUUCCGACGAGGAUGAGGAUCGGGCAGCAGAGCCCUCUAGCGAAGAGGAGUCCAGCAGUGGUGGAGAGAGCGAUAGUUCCAAUUCCCAGAGCGGAGAUAGUCCCAAGACUAAGGAUAAAAGCAACGCAGGAAAUGGUUCCAAAGACGGGGAUACGCCAAUGGAGGUGGACGAGGAAUCCGGAGGAUUUCCCGCGGAAGAACGUACCGCCGAGAGCUACGAAAAGGAUCCCAAGUACGCCAAGUACAAGUUCCAGUUGCCACCCGAACCCAAGGGCAAACCGUCCGCGGAAUUGGUGGCCAAGAUCACCAAAAUGUACACGAAAAUGCGACAGACCAAUAUGGACAUGAAUCGCGUUAUUCAGGAUCGCAAGGAGUUCCGCAAUCCCAGCAUCUACGACAAACUGAUCAGCUUCUGCGACAUCAACGAAUUUGGCACCAACUAUCCUCCGGAAAUCUAUGAUCCCCUGCAAUGGGGCGAGGAAUCCUACUACGAGUCCUUGGCAGCGGUCCAAAAAACGGAGAUGGUGAAGAGGCAGAAGGAUCGUAAGGAUAUGGACAAGGUGGAGCAGGCCACAGCCUUGGCCAGGAAAGUCGAGGAGGAGGCCAAAAAGCGCAAGUCCAAGUGGGAUCAGCCGGCUCCCUCAUCCACCGUUGUUAAGCCCACUCUUCCUGCUCUGACCACCACUGUUACGGGAACCAAGGGCACUGUCAUCUCCGCGUUUGGUUCGCUCCCCAAAAAACCAGCCGUUUAGCCACAUUGUAGCCAGUUAAUAAACAUUUAUUUUAUAUCAAUGAAA
Molecule: messenger RNA, 1148 nt
Organism: Drosophila rhopaloa
Lineage: Eukaryota; Metazoa; Arthropoda; Insecta; Diptera; Drosophilidae
Product: SAP30-binding protein
Exons: 3
Coding region: 126-1103 (325 amino acids)
Biological process (GO): regulation of DNA-templated transcription
Cellular component (GO): nucleus
Source: RefSeq, a predicted model, not a curated record